CUUUUGUCUCAUAGCUUUUGUUCUCUCUUCGCUCUCGCUCUCUCUCUCUCUCUCCCCACAGAGAAAGAUCCAUGGCGGAAGAAAAAUCCCAACCAAAAUGGGAAGGCUCGUCCACGGCGGAGAUAAGGCCCUUCACGGCGGCCCAAGUGUGGCCGCUCCUGGCGGAUGACUUCUGCAGCCUCCAUAAGUGGCUACCCGGCAUAGACACCUGCCGCUGGGUCGAGGGGACUCCCGGACAGCCCGGACUGACCCGUUACUGCGCCGACUCGUCGACUUCCAAGUGGGCUAAUGAGAAGCUGAUCGCCAUCGAUGCUCAGGAAAUGUGUUACAGCUACGAGGUCACCGACAACAAUAUCGGGUUCCGGUCCUACGUCGCGACCAUCCGAGUUUCACCAUUGACCGAAGGAGCUGGGUGCAAGGUUGAGUGGUCUUUCACGGUGGAACCCGUGGAGGAGUGGAAGCUGGAAGAUAUGAGGGCUUUCAUUGAGUCCGGCCUCCACGGCAUGGCCCGCAAUCUGGAGACUGCCCUUAAAUCGCAAGAAACUGCUUGAUUGAUGAUAAUCGCUCGACUUUAUUUUUCUUGUUAUUGUGAUUAUCAUCAUCAUCUAUUGAGAACUGGUAAUAUGAAUGAAUACAUCUAUGCUAUAUUAUUAAUAAAAGUAUUAUAGUAUGAUCAUUUUGUUUU
This is a messenger RNA of Punica granatum (pomegranate), 685 nucleotides long. The record is from RefSeq and is a predicted model, not a curated record. NCBI's taxonomy places the organism in Eukaryota, Viridiplantae, Streptophyta, Magnoliopsida, Myrtales, Lythraceae.